Phymastichus coffea is the source of this 2009-nucleotide messenger RNA. Its product is annotated as tropomyosin-1, isoforms 33/34-like. The record is from RefSeq and is a predicted model, not a curated record. The transcript is spliced from 4 exons. Bases 103 to 522 code for a protein of 139 amino acids. Lineage: Eukaryota; Metazoa; Arthropoda; Insecta; Hymenoptera; Eulophidae.
CGCGGGGUGUCCAUUGGGCAGGGUGCAACUUGGAGUCUUACUGUACUCAAAUUUCGUGUUUCAUUCUUGUGACUUUACUGGUAUAAUAGCCAAUUUUCCAAAAUGACUAUAACACUACCACCACUUGAAAAAGAUAACCAGCCGCCACCACCAAAUCCAUUGAAUGUUCUCAAUCUACUUCUAUCAAAACUAAAGGCAAUGGAACAGUCAACAGAAUCUACUGGAGAAGUGACAGAUGUAGAUGUAGAAUUGUGUAACAAGAUCUUCUACAUUCUGAAUCCAGCUGCAGCGCCACCGGAAGAAGCACCUCCAGCGGGAGGUGAAGCACCCGCGCCGGCUGAAGGUGAAACCAUUCCGCCGGCUGAGGGAGGCGAAGCUCCACCGGCAGAAGGAGCCGCUCCGACUGAAGGUGGUGAGGCUGCACCACCCGCGGACACCCCGGCGGCGGAAGCCGCGCCACCAGCUGAUGCACCAGCUGAGGCACCGGCUGAAGCACCAGCUCCUGUUGAAGCUGCUGCGUAAUUCUUCAAACGCGAUCAAUCGGCAGCCCUUUCUGUACACAUUUUUCUCAUCAGCGACGUUACUAAAUCUCAAAUCUCCAUAAAUUCAUCCAUAUUCACGAAUGUAUGACGAUAAAGUUGAAUGACAGAGAGAGGUGAUUUACCAGGUUCGGUGAAAAAAUUAUAUCAUAAAUUCACUUUUAGAAAGAUAAAGAAUAUUGUUUACUGAAUUUUUCAAAAAGUUUUCAAACAGUAAAUAUUCACGAGUCAAUUAUAAUUUUCACACGCGUGAUAUUCUUAUUGUUAUUGCAAACGUACAUAUACAGAAAAAAAGCAAUCUUUCUAAAGGAAUCGACAAAUAGACGUUUGUAUACAUAGACAACUUCUCUCAUACGAACUUGGUUCCUCUAUACUAGAAAUAUUGAUUCAGCGAAAAGAAAGUUUGGAGUUUCAGCAACUUAAAUAAAGGUCGUAAAGUUUUUCCUACAAAACUUAAUCGAUGUUUUCCUGCGUUUUUAUUUUUAGUUUAGUGUCCAUUAAAUCUAUAAUAAACGCGGUUAUAUUGGUCAUAUAGAAAACGUCAUUCAAAUAGUGCAAUACAUUUUUAUCGAGCAUUUAUUGGAGUAUAAAAUAUCGGAUAUUAAUCUGAUAUUGCAAUUAUUUAUAAAAGAGAUAAAUCACAAUAAUCAGAUAAAUUAAAGUAAAUAAAUUAUUUUAAAAAGAUGAUUUGUUUGUUCAGACAAUUCUAGUUCAUAAAAUAAUAUUGUGACCAAUGAUCUAACUGAAGUCGUUGUAUCUCUCAAGCUCAACGAAAAGGCAAACGUUUUCGAUUACUUGUUAUUGUCUACUAUUGUUGUGAGAAUUUACUUAUUGUAUUUUAUUUUCUUUUAAGUAGUACUAAGUGAUUUUGCUAAUAAUCUACAUGUAAUCUAAAUAAAAACAACUAUGUUUGAGUGCGAUCAAUACAAGACAUGUUAUAGUUUGACGAUUGAUAAAUAGAAAUUUAAACAUUUUAAAAUAUUAGUUUUUUUUAAUUACACAAUUUUAAUAAUUCUUCAUUGCAAUAAUCAAUAUUAUUUACACCAAAUGUAUUGCUGCACUAAAGCUUAAUUAAUUUUGAUUACAAUAAGUCAAAUUACACUUCUUCGAUAAUUACUUGAAUGGCAAUUCGUGAAUAAUCUUAAUAUUUGUCAUUAAAUCAGCAGUGUAAAUCAAAAGAAUUUUCGAAAAAUCAGUGAUAUGAAGGAGCUACUCGAUGUUAUUAAUGUACAGUCAUUUUGGAAGCAUUUGUAUAUACUGAUAUGUCAGAUAUGCAAAUGUUGCACAUGUGCAUCGAGAGUUCAAAAAGUAAAGAAAACGACAAGUAUAACAGGUGUACAGGAGAUGUCCUCCGGGUAACAAGGAGUCUCAUGUAUGUUGAGCUGCUGCUGUAUGCAACUGCUUACACGAUCUUACAGUUAUUAUUGAGACGUUAAUAUUUAUAAUACAAAUAAAUGGUUCUUGUAAAGA